Molecule: messenger RNA, 13122 nt
Organism: Schistocerca nitens (vagrant locust)
Lineage: Eukaryota; Metazoa; Arthropoda; Insecta; Orthoptera; Acrididae
Exons: 3
Coding region: 1-13122 (4373 amino acids)
Biological process (GO): cell differentiation; regulation of osteoblast differentiation
Cellular component (GO): nucleoplasm
Source: RefSeq, a predicted model, not a curated record
AUGCUGUUGCAGUGCAGUCUCAUCAGAAAAUCAGAAACAGCUGCGCAGAAGCGGCUGCGCAGGAACAGCUGCGCAGAAGCGGCUGCGCAGAAGCGGCUGCGCAGAAGCGGCUGCGCAGAAGCGGCUGCGCAGAAGCGGCUGCGCAGAAGCGGCUGCGCAGAAACGGCUGCGCAGAAGCGGCUGCGCAGAAGCGGCUGCGCACAAGCGGCUGCGCACAAGCGGCUGCGCACAAGCGGCUGCGCAGAAGCGGCAGCGCAGAAGCGGCUGCGCAGAAGCGGCUGCGCAGAAGCGGCUGCGCAGAAGCGGCUGCGCAGAAGCGGCUGCGCAGAAGCGGCUGCGCAGAAGCGGCUGCGCAGAAGCGCCUGCGCAGAAGCGGCUGCGCAGAAGCGGCUGCGCAGAAGCGGCUGCGCAGAAACGGCUGCGCAGAAACGGCUGCGCAGAAACGGCUGCGCAGAAACGGCUGCGCAGCAGCGGCUGCGCAGAAGCGGCUGCGCAGAAGCGGCUGCGCAGAAGCGGCUGCGCAGAAGCGGCUGCGCAGAAGCGGCUGCGCAGAAGCGGCUGCGCAGAAACAGCUGCGCAGAUGCAGCUGCGCAGAAACAGCUGCGCAGAAACAGCUGCGCAGAAACAGCUGCGCAGAAACGGCUGCGCAGAAGCGGCUGCGCAGAAGCGGCUGCGCAGAAGCGGCUGCGCAGAAGCGGCUGCGCAGAUGCAGCUGCGCAGAAACAGCUGCGCAGAAACAGCUGCGCAGAAACAACUGCGCAGAAGCGGCUGCGCAGAAGCGGCUGCGCAGAAGCGGCUGCGCAGAAGCGGCUGCGCAGAAGCGGCUGCGCAGAAGCGGCUGCGCAGAAGCGGCUGCGCGGAAGCGGCUGCGCGGAAGCGGCUGCGCGGAAACGGCUGCGCGGAAACGGCUGCGCGGAAACGGCUGCGCGGAAGCGGCUGCGCGGAAGCGGCUGCGCGGAAGCGGCUGCGCGGAAGCGGCUGCGCGGAAGCGGCUGCGCGGAAGCGGCUGCGCGGAAGCGGCUGCGCAGAAGCGGCUGCGCAGAAGCGGCUGCGCAGAAGCGGCUGCGCAGAAGCGGCUGCGCAGAAGCGGCUGCGCAGAAACGGCUGCGCAGAAACGGCUGCGCAGAAACGGCUGCGCAGAAACGGCUGCGCAGAAACGGCUGCGCAGAAGCGGCUGCGCAGAAGCGGCUGCGCAGAAGCAGCUGCGCAGAAGCAGCUGCGCAGAAGCAGCUGCGCAGAAGCAGCUGCGCAGAAGCAGCUGCGCAGAAGCAGCUGCGCAGAAGCAGCUGCGCAGAAGCAGCUGCGCAGAAACAGCUGCGCAGAAACAGCUGCGCAGGAACAGCUGCGCAGGAACAGCUGCGCAGGAACAGCUGCGCAGGAACAGCUGCGCAGGAACAGCUGCGCAGGAACAGCUGCGCAGGAACAGCUGCGCAGGAACAGCUGCGCAGGAACAGCUGCGCAGAAACAGCUGCGCAGGAACAGCUGCGCAGGAACAGCUGCGCAGGAACAGCUGCGCAGGAACAGCUGCGCAGAAACAGCUGCGCAGGAACAGCUGCGCAGGAACAGCUGCGCAGGAACAGCUGCGCAGGAACAGCUGCGCAGGAACAGCUGCGCAGAAACUGCUGCGCAGAAACUGCUGCGCAGAAACUGCUGCGCAGAAACUGCUGCGCAGAAACAGCUGCGCAGGAACAGCUGCGCAGGAACAGCUGCGCAGGAACAGCUGCGCAGGAACAGCUGCGCAGGAACAGCUGCGCAGAAACAACUGCGCAGAAACAGCUGCGCAGGAACAGCUGCGCAGAAACAACUGCGCAGAAACAGCUGCGCAGGAACAGCUGCGCAGAAACAGCUGCGCAGAAACAGCUGCGCAGAAACAGCUUCGCAGAAACAGCUGCGCAGAAACAGCUGCGGAGAAACAACUGCGCAGAAACAGCUGCGCAGGAACAGCUGCGCAGAAACAGCUGCGCAGAAACAGCUGCGCAGAAACAGCUGCGCAGGAACAGCUGCGCAGGAACAGCUGCGCAGAAACAGCUGCGCAGGAACAGCUGCGCAGAAACAGCUGCGCAGAAACAGCUGCGCAGAAACAGCUGCGCAGAAACAGCUGCGCAGAAACAGCUGCGCAGAAACAGCUGCGCAGAAACAGCUGCGCAGAAACAGCUGCGCAGGAACAGCUGCGCAGAAACAGCUGCGCAGGAACGGCUGCGCAGGAACGGCUGCGCAGAAACGGCUGCGCAGAAACGGCUGCGCAGAAACGGCAGCGCAGAAACGGCUGCGCAGAAACGGCUGCGCAGAAACGGCUGCGCAGAAGCAGCUGCGCAGAAGCAGCUGCGCAGAAGCAGCUGCGCAGAAGCAGCUGCGCAGAAGCAGCUGCGCAGAAGCAGCUGCGCAGAAGCAGCUGCGCGGAAGCAGCUGCGCAGAAGCAGCUGCGCAGAAGCAGCUGCGCAGAAGCAGCUGCGCAGAAACAGCUGCGCAGAAACAGCUGCGCAGGAACAGCUGCGCAGGAACAGCUGCGCAGGAACAGCUGCGCAGGAACAGCUGCGCAGGAACAGCUGCGCAGGAACAGCUGCGCAGGAACAGCUGCGCAGGAACAGCUGCGCAGGAACAGCUGCGCAGGAACAGCUGCGCAGGAACAGCUGCGCAGGAACAGCUGCGCAGGAACAGCUGCGCAGAAACAGCUGCGCUGGAACAGCUGCGCAGGAACAGCUGCGCAGGAACAGCUGCGCAGGAACAGCUGCGCAGGAACAGCUGCGCAGGAACAGCUGCGCAGAAACAGCUGCGCAGAAACAGCUGCGCAGGAACAGCUGCGCAGGAACAGCUGCGCAGGAACAGCUGCGCAGGAACAGCUGCGCAGAAACUGCUGCGCAGAAACUGCUGCGCAGAAACAGCUGCGCAGAAACAGCUGCGCAGGAACAGCUGCGCAGGAACAGCUGCGCAGGAACAGCUGCGCAGGAACAGCUGCGCAGAAACAGCUGCGCAGGAACAGCUGCGCAGAAACAGCUGCGCAGGAACAGCUGCGCAGAAACAGCUGCGCAGAAACAGCUGCGCAGAAACAACUGCGCAGAAACAACUGCGCAGAAACAGCUGCGCAGGAACAGCUGCGCAGAAACAGCUGCGCAGAAACAGCUGCGCAGAAACAGCUUCGCAGAAACAGCUGCGCAGAAACAGCUGCGCAGGAACAGCUGCGCAGGAACAGCUGCGCAGAAACAGCUGCGCAGAAACAGCUGCGCAGGAACAGCUGCGCAGGAACAGCUGCGCAGAAACAGCUGCGCAGGAACAGCUGCGCAGAAACAGCUGCGCAGAAACAGCUGCGCAGAAACAGCUGCGCAGAAACAGCUGCGCAGAAACAGCUGCGCAGAAACAGCUGCGCAGAAACAGCUGCGCAGAAACAGCUGCGCAGGAACAGCUGCGCAGAAACAGCUGCGCAGGAACAGCUGCGCAGGAACAGCUGCGCAGGAACAGCUGCGCAGGAACAGGUGCGCAGGAACAGGUGCGCAGGAACAGGUGCGGAGGAACAGGUGCGCAGGAACAGCUGCGCAGGAACAGGUGCGCAGGAACAGCUGCGCAGGAACAGCUGCGCAGGAACAGCUGCGCAGGAACAGCUGCGCAGAAACUGCUGCGCAGAAACUGCUGCGCAGAAACAGCUGCGCAGGAACAGCUGCGCAGGAACAGCUGCGCAGAAACUGCUGCGCAGAAACUGCUGCGCAGAAACUGCUGCGCAGAAACUGCUGCGCAGAAACAGCUGCGCAGGAACAGCUGCGCAGGAACAGCUGCGCAGGAACAGCUGCGCAGGAACAGCUGCGCAGGAACAGCUGCGCAGGAACAGCUGCGCAGAAACAGCUGCGCAGGAACAGCUGCGCAGAAACAGCUGCGCAGAAACAGCUGCGCAGGAACAGCUGCGCAGAAACAGCUGCGCAGGAACAGCUGCGCAGGAACGGCUGCGCAGAAACGGCUGCGCAGAAACGGCUGCGCAGAAACGGCAGCGCAGAAACGGCUGCGCAGAAACGGCUGCGCAGAAACGGCUGCGCAGAAGCAGCUGCGCAGAAGCAGCUGCGCAGAAGCAGCUGCGCAGAAGCAGCUGCGCAGAAGCAGCUGCGCAGAAGCAGCUGCGCAGAAGCAGCUGCGCAGAAGCAGCUGCGCAGAAACAGCUGCGCAGAAACAGCUGCGCAGGAACAGCUGCGCAGGAACAGCUGCGCAGGAACAGCUACGCAGGAACAGCUGCGCAGGAACAGCUGCGCAGGAACAGCUGCGCAGGAACAGCUGCGCAGGAACAGCUGCGCAGGAACAGCUGCGCAGAAACAGCUGCGCAGGAACAGCUGCGCAGAAACAGCUGCGCUGGAACAGCUGCGCAGGAACAGCUGCGCAGGAACAGCUGCGCAGGAACAGCUGCGCAGAAACAGCUGCGCAGAAACAGCUGCGCAGGAACAGCUGCGCAGGAACAGCUGCGCAGGAACAGCUGCGCAGGAACAGCUGCGCAGAAACUGCUGCGCAGAAACUGCUGCGCAGAAACAGCUGCGCAGAAACAGCUGCGCAGGAACAGCUGCGCAGGAACAGCUGCGCAGGAACAGCUGCGCAGAAACAGCUGCGCAGAAACAGCUGCGCAGAAACAGCUGCGCAGGAACAGCUGCGCAGAAACAGCUGCGCAGGAACAGCUGCGCAGAAACAACUGCGCAGAAACAACUGCGCAGAAACAGCUGCGCAGGAACAGCUGCGCAGAAACAGCUGCGCAGAAACAGCUGCGCAGAAACAGCUUCGCAGAAACAGCUGCGCAGGAACAGCUGCGCAGGAACAGCUGCGCAGGAACAGCUGCGCAGGAACAGCUGCGCAGAAACAGCUGCGCAGAAACAGCUGCGCAGGAACAGCUGCGCAGGAACAGCUGCGCAGAAACAGCUGUGCAGGAACAGCUGCGCAGAAACAGCUGCGCAGAAACAGCUGCGCAGAAACAGCUGCGCAGAAACAGCUGCGCAGAAACAGCUGCGCAGAAACAGCUGCGCAGAAACAGCUGCGCAGGAACAGCUGCGCAGAAACAGCUGCGCAGGAACAGCUGCGCAGGAACAGCUGCGCAGGAACAGGUGCGCAGGAACAGGUGCGCAGGAACAGGUGCGCAGGAACAGGUGCGGAGGAACAGGUGCGCAGGAACAGGUGCGCAGGAACAGCUGCGCAGGAACAGCUGCGCAGGAACAGCUGCGCAGGAACAGCUGCGCAGAAACUGCUGCGCAGAAACUGCUGCGCAGAAACUGCUGCGCAGAAACAGCUGCGCAGGAACAGCUGCGCAGGAACAGCUGCGCAGAAACUGCUGCGCAGAAACUGCUGCGCAGAAACUGCUGCGCAGAAACUGCUGCGCAGAAACAGCUGCGCAGGAACAGCUGCGCAGGAACAGCUGCGCAGGAACAGCUGCGCAGGAACAGCUGCGCAGGAACAGCUGCGCAGGAACAGCUGCGCAGGAACAGCUGCGCAGAAACAGCUGCGCAGAAACAGCUGCGCAGGAACAGCUGCGCAGGAACAGCUGCGCAGGAACAGCUGCGCAGGAACAGCUGCGCAGAAACUGCUGCGCAGAAACUGCUGCGCAGAAACUGCUGCGCAGAAACAGCUGCGCAGAAACAGCUGCGCAGGAACAGCUGCGCAGGAACAGCUGCGCAGGAACAGCUGCGCAGGAACAGCUGCGCAGGAACAGCUGCGCAGGAACAGCUGCGCAGAAACAGCUGCGCAGGAACAGCUGCGCAGAAACAUCUGCGCAGGAACAGCUGCGCAGAAACAACUGCGCAGAAACAACUGCGCAGAAACAGCUGCGCAGAAACAGCUGCGCAGAAACAGCUUCGCAGAAACAGCUGCGCAGAAACAGCUGCGCAGGAGCAGCUGCGCAGGAACAGCUGCGCAGGAACAGCUGCGCAGGAACAGCUGCGCAGGAACAGCUGCGCAGGAACAGGUGCGCAGGAACAGGUGCGCAGGAACAGGUGCGGAGGAACAGGUGCGCAGGAACAGCUGCGCAGGAACAGGUGCGCAGGAGCAGGUGCGCAGGAACAGCUGCGCAGGAACAGCUGCGCAGGAACAGCUGCGCAGGAACAGGUGCGCAGGAACAGGUGCGCAGGAACAGGUGCGCAGGAACAGCUGCGCAGAAACAGCUGCGCAGAAACAGCUGCGCAGAAACAGCUGCGCAGAAACAGCUGCGCAGAAACAGCUGCGCAGAAACAGCUGCGCAGUAACAGCUGCGCAGAAACAGCUGCGCAGAAACAGCUGCGCAGAAACAGCUCCGCAGAAACAGCUGCGCAGAGACAGCUGCGCAGAGACAGCUGCGCAGAGACAUCUGCGCAGUUACAGCUGCGCAGAAACAGCUGCGCAGAAACAGCUGCGCAGAAACAGCUGCGCAGAAACAGCUGCGCAGAAACAGCUGCGCAGAAACAGCUGCGCAGAAACAGCUGCGCAGAAAUAGCUGCGCAGAAACAGAUGCGAAGAAACAGCUGCGCAGAAACAGCUGCGCAGAAACAGCUGCGCAGAAACAGCGGCGCAGAAACAGCGGCGCAGAAACAGCUGCGCAGGAACAGCUGCGCAGGAACAGCUGCGCAGAAACAGCUGCGCAGAAACAGCUGCGCAGGAACAGCUGCGCAGAAACAGCUGCGCAGAAACAGCUGCGCAGAAACAGCUGCGCAGAAACAGCUGCGCAGGAACAGCUGCGCAGGAACAGCUGCGCAGAAACAGCUGCGCAGAAACAGCUGCGCAGAAACAGCUGCGCAGAAACAGCUUCGCAGAAACAGCUGCGCAGGAACAGCUACGCAGAAACAGCUGCGCAGAAACAGCUGCGCAGAAACAGCUGCGCAGAAACAGCUGCGCAGAAACAGCUGCGCAGAAACAGCUGCGCAGAAACAGCUGCGCAGAAACAGCUGCGCAGAGACAGCUGCGCAGAGACAGCUGCGCAGAAACAGCUGCGAAGAAACAGCUGCGCAGAAACAGCUGCGCAGAAACAGCUGCGCAGAAAAAGCUGCGCAGAAACAGCUGCGCAGAAACAGCUGCGCAGAAACAGCUGCGCAGAAACAGCUGCGCAGAAACAGCUGCGCAGAAACAGCUGCGCAGAAACAGCUGCGCAGAAACAGCGGCGCAGAAACAGCGGCGCAGAAACACUCUAUAGCCUCCGGUUACAGGAGCGUACCUCCAUGUUCAAUGUUUUUUGGGCAGUUGAACAUCUGCGCGGAGACGGCUGCGCAGAAGCGGCUGCGCGGAAGCGGCUGCGCGGAAACGGCUGCGCGGAAACGGCUGCGCGGAAACGGCUGCGCGGAAACGGCUGCGCGAGAACAGCUGCGCGAGAACAGGUGCGCGGGAACAGCUGCGCGGGAACAGCUGCGCAGGAACAGCUGCGCAGGAACAGCUGCGCAGGAACAGCUGCGCAGGAACAGGUGCGCAAAAACAGGUGCGCAGGAACAGGUGCGCAGGAACAGCUGCGCAGGAACAGCUGCGCAGAAACAGCUGCGCAGAAACAGCUGCGCAGAAACAGCUUCGCAGAAACGGCUGCGCUGGAACGGCUGCGCAGAAACGGCUGCGCAGAAACGGCUGCGCAGAAACGGCUGCGCAGAAACGGCUGCGCAGAAACGGCUGCGCAGAAACGGCUGCGCAGAAACGGCUGCGCAGAAAAGGCUGCGCAGAAACGGCUGCGCAGAAACAGCUGCGCAGAAACAGCUGCGCAGAAGCAGCUGCGCAGAAGCAGCUGCGCAGAAGCAGCUGCGCAGAGGCAGCUGCGCAGAAGCAGCUGCGCAGAAGCAGCUGCGCAGAAGCAGCUGCGCAGAAGCAGCUGCGCAGAAGCAGCUGCGCAGAAGCAGCUGCGCAGAAGCAGCUGCGCAGAAGCAGCUGCGCAGAAGCAGCUGCGCAGAGGCAGCUGCGCAGAGGCAGCUGCGCAGAAGCAGCUGCGCAGAAGCAGCUGCGCAGAAGCAGCUGCGCAGAAGCAGCUGCGCAGAAGCAGCUGCGCAGAAACAGCUGCGCAGAAACAGCUGCGCAGAUACAGCUGCGCAGAUACAGCUGCGCAGAAACAGCUGCGCAGAAACAGCUGCGCAGAAACAGCUGCGCAGGAACAGCUGCGCAGGAACAGCUGCGCAGGAACAGCUGCGCAGGAACAGCUGCGCAGGAACAGCUGCGCAGGAACAGCUGCGCAGGAACAGCUGCGCAGGAACAGCUGCGCAGGAACAGCUGCGCAGGAACAGCUGCGCAGGAACAGCUGCGCAGGUACAGCUGCGCAGGAACAGCUGCGCAGGAACAGCUGCGCAGAAACAGCUGCGCAGGAACAGCUGCGCAGGAACAGCUGCGCAGGAACAGCUGCGCAGGAACAGCUGCGCAGGUACAACUGCGCAGGAACAGCUGCGCAGAAACAGCUGCGCAGAAACAGCUGCGCAGAAACAGCUGCGCAGAAACAGCUGCGCAGAAACAGCUGCGCAGGAACAGCUGCGCAGAAACAGCUGCGCAGGAACAGCUGCGCAGGAACAGCUGCGCAGGAACAGCUGCGCAGGAACAGGUGCGCAGGAACAGGUGCGCAGGAACAGGUGCGGAGGAACAGGUGCGCAGGAACAGCUGCGCAGGAACAGGUGCGCAGGAACAGCUGCGCAGGAACAGCUGCGCAGGAACAGCUGCGCAGGAACAGCUGCGCAGAAACUGCUGCGCAGAAACUGCUGCGCAGAAACAGCUGCGCAGAAACAGCUGCGCAGGAACAGCUGCGCAGGAACAGCUGCGCAGAAACUGCUGCGCAGAAACUGCUGCGCAGAAACUGCUGCGCAGAAACUGCUGCGCAGAAACUGCUGCGCAGAAACAGCUGCGCAGGAACAGCUGCGCAGGAACAGCUGCGCAGGAACAGCUGCGCAGAAACAGCUGCGCAGGAACAGCUGCGCAGGAACAGCUGCGCAGGAACAGCUGCGCAGGAACAGCUGCGCAGAAACAGCUGCGCAGGAACAGCUGCGCAGAAACAGCUGCGCAGAAACUGCUGCGCAGAAACAGCUGCGCAGAAACAGCUGCGCAGAAACAGCUGCGCAGGAACAGCUGCGCAGAAACAGCUGCGCAGGAACAGCUGCGCAGGAACAGCUGCGCAGGAACAGCUGCGCAGGAACAGGUGCGCAGGAACAGGUGCGCAGGAACAGGUGCGGAGGAACAGGUGCGCAGGAACAGCUGCGCAGGAACAGGUGCGCAGGAACAGCUGCGCAGGAACAGCUGCGCAGGAACAGCUGCGCAGGAACAGCUGCGCAGAAACUGCUGCGCAGAAACUGCUGCGCAGAAACUGCUGCGCAGAAACAGCUGCGCAGGAACAGCUGCGCAGGAACAGCUGCGCAGAAACUGCUGCGCAGAAACUGCUGCGCAGAAACUGCUGCGCAGAAACUGCUGCGCAGAAACAGCUGCGCAGGAACAGCUGCGCAGGAACAGCUGCGCAGGAACAGCUGCGCAGGAACAGUUGCGCAGGAGCAGCUGCGCAGGAACAGCUGCGCAGGAACAGCUGCGCAGAAACAGCUGCGCAGGAACAGCUGCGCAGAAACAGCUGCGCAGAAACAGCUGCGCAGGAACAGCUGCGCAGGAACAGCUGCGCAGGAACAGCUGCGCAGGAACAGCUGCGCAGAAACAGCUGCGCAGAAACAGCUGCGCAGAAACAGCUGCGCAGGAACAGCUGCGCAGGAACAGCUGCGCAGGAACAGCUGCGCAGGAACAGCUGCGCAGAAACUGCUGCGCAGAAACUGCUGCGCAGAAACAGCUGCGCAGAAACAGCUGCGCAGGAACAGCUGCGCAGAAACAGCUGCGCAGAAACAGCUGCGCAGAAACAGCUUCGCAGAAACAGCUGCGCAGAAACAGCUGCGCAGAAACAGCUGCGCAGGAACAGCUGCGCAGAAACAGCUGCGCAGAAACAGCUGCGCAGGAACAGCUGCGCAGGAACAGCUGCGCAGGAACAGCUGCGCAGAAACAGCUGCGCAGGAACAGCUGCGCAGAAACAGCUGCGCAGGAACAGCUGCGCAGGAACAGCUGCGCAGGAACAGCUGCGCAGGAACAGCUGCGCAGGAACAGCUGCGCAGGAACAGCUGCGCAGAAACAGCUGCGCAGAAACAGCUGCGCAGAAACAGCUGCGCAGAAACAGCUGCGCAGAAACAGCUGCGCAGGAACAGCUGCGCAGGAACAGCUGCGCAGGAACAGCUGCGCAGGAACAGCUGCGCAGGAACAGCUGCGCAGGAACAGCUGCGCAGGUACAGCUGCGCAGGAACAGCUGCGCAGGAACAGCUGCGCAGGAACAGCUGCGCAGGAACAGCUGCGCAGGUACAGCUGCGCAGGAACAGUUGCGCAGGAGCAGCUGCGCAGGAACAGCUGCGCAGGAACAGCUGCGCAGAAACAGCUGCGCAGGAACAGCUGCGCAGAAACAGCUGCGCAGAAACAGCUGCGCAGGAACAGCUGCGCAGGAACAGCUGCGCAGGAGCAGCUGUGCAGGAACAGCUGCGCAGGAACAGCUGCGCAGAAACAGCUGCGCAGAAACAGCUGCGCAGAAACAGCUGCGCGGGAACAGCUGCGCAGGAACAGCUGCGCAGGAACAGCUGUGCAGGAACAGCUGCGCAGGAACAGCUGUGCAGAAACUGCUGCGCAGAAACUGCUGCGCAGAAACAGCUGCGCAGAAACAGCUGCGCAGGAACAGCUGCGCAGGAACAGCUGCGCAGGAACAGCUGCGCAGGAACAGCUGCGCAGGAACAGCUGCGCAGGAACAGCUGCGCAGGAACAGCUGCGCUGGAACAGCUGCGCAGAAACAGCUGCGCAGGAACAGCUGCGCAGAAACAGCUGCGCAGGAACAGCUGCGCAGAAACAACUGCGCAGAAACAACUGCGCAGAAACAGCUGCGCAGAAACAGCUGCGCAGAAACAGCUGCGCAGAAACAGCUUCGCAGAAACAGCUGCGCAGAAACAGCUGCGCAGAAACAGCUGCGCAGGAACAGCUGCGCAGAAACAGCUGCGCAGAAACAGCUGCGCAGAAACAGCUGCGCAGAAACAGCUGCGCAGAAACAGCUGCGCAGAAACAGCUGCGCAGAAACAGCUGCGCAGGAACAGCUGCGCAGAAACAGCUGCGCAGGAGCAGCUGCGCAUGAACAGCUGCGCAGGAACAGCUGCGCAGGAACAGCUGCGCAGGAACAGCUGCGCAGGAACAGGUGCGCAGGAACAGGUGCGCAGGAACAGGUGCGGAGGAACAGGUGCGCAGGAACAGCUGCGCAGGAACAGGUGCGCAGGAGCAGGUGCGCAGGAACAGCUGCGCAGGAACAGCUGCGCAGGAACAGGUGCGCAGGAACAGGUGCGCAGGAACAGGUGCGCAGGAACAGGUGCGCAGGAACAGGUGCGCAGGAACAGGUGCGCAGAAACAGCUGCGCAGAAACAGCUGCGCAGAAACAGCUGCGCAGAAACAGCUGCGCAGAAACAGCUGCGCAGAAACAGCUGUGCAGAAACAGCUGCGCAGAAACAGCUGCGCAGAAACAGCUCCGCAGAAACAGCUGCGCAGAGACAGCUGCGCAGAGACAGCUGCGCAGAGACAUCUGCGCAGUUACAGCUGCGCAUAAACAGCUGCGCAGAAACAGCUGCGCAGAAACAGCUGCGCAGAAACAGCUGCGCAGAAACAGCUGCGCAGAAACAGCUGCGCAGAAACAGCUGCGCAGAAACAGCUGCGCAGAAACAGAUGCGAAGAAACAGCUGCGCAGAAACAGCUGCGCAGAAACAGCGGCGCAGAAACAGCGGCGCAGAAACAGCUGCGCAGGAACAGCUGCGCAGGAACAGCUGCGCAGAAACAGCUGCGCAGAAACAGCUGCGCAGGAACAGCUGCGCAGAAACAGCUGCGCAGAAACAGCUGCGCAGAAACAGCUGCGCAGGAACAGCUGCGCAGGAACAGCUGCGCAGAAACAGCUGCGCAGAAACAGCUGCGCAGAAACAGCUGCGCAGAAACAGCUGCGCAGAAACAGCUGCGCAGGAACAGCUACGCAGAAACAGCUGCGCAGAAACAGCUGCGCAGAAACAGCUGCGCAGAAACAGCUGCGCAGAAACAGCUGCGCAGAAACAGCUGCGCAGAAACAGCUGCGCAGAAACAGCUGCGCAGAGACAGCUGCGCAGAAACAGCUGCGAAGAAACAGGUUCGCAGAAACAGCUGCGCAGAAACAGCUGCGCAGAAAAAGCUGCGCAGAAACAGCUGCGCAGAAACAGCUGCGCAGAAACAGCUGCGCAGAAACAGCUGCGCAGAAACAGCUGCGCAGAAACAGCUGCGCAGAAACAGCGGCGCAGAAACAGCGGCGCAGAAACACUCUAUAGCCUCCGGUUACAGGAGCGUACCUCCAUGUUCAAUGUUUUUUGGGCAGUUGAACAUGUAAAGUUGAAUCCCGUACGCGCGUGCUGCGCAGGAACAGCUGCGCAGGAACAGCUGCGCAGGAACAGCUGCGCAAAAACAGGUGCGCAGGAACAGCUGCGCAGGAACAGCUGCGCAGGAACAGCUGCGCAGAAACAGCUGCGCAGGAACAGCUGCGCAGAAACAGCUGCGCAGAAACAGCUGCGCAGAAACAGCUUCGCAGAAACAGCUGCGCAGGAACAGCUGCGCAGAAACAGCUGCGCAGGAACAGCUGCGCAGGAACAGCUGCGCAGAAACAGCUGCGCAGAAACAGCUGCGCAGGAACAGCUGCGCAGAAACAGCUGCGCAGAAACAGCUGCGCAGGAACAGCUGCGCAGAAACAGCUGCGCAGAAGCAGCUGCGCAGAAGCAGCUGCGCAGAAGCAGCUGCGCAGAAGCAGCUGCGCAGAAGCAGCUGCGCAGAAACAGCUGCGCAGAAACAGCUGCGCAGAUACAGCUGCGCAGAUACAGCUGCGCUGAAACAGCUGCGCAGAAACAGCUGCGCAGAAACAGCUGCGCAGAAACAGCUGCGCAGGAACAGCUGCGCAGGAACAGCUGCGCAGGAACAGCUGCGCAGGAACAGCUGCGCAGGAACAGCUGCGCAGGAACAGCUGCGCAGGAACAGCUGCGCAGGAACAGCUGCGCAGGAACAGCUGCGCAGGAACAGCUGCGCAGGAACAGCUGCGCAGAAACAGCUGCGCAGAAACAGCUGCGCAGAAACAGCUGCGCAGGAACAGCUGCGCAGGAACAGCUGCGCAGGAACAGCUGCGCAUGA